This is a messenger RNA of Adineta steineri, 1833 nucleotides long. The record is from the annotation of a GenBank genome assembly. NCBI's taxonomy places the organism in Eukaryota, Metazoa, Rotifera, Eurotatoria, Adinetida, Adinetidae.
AUGUUAAACGAAAAUGAAAAUAAUGUUUUUUCUUGCAUAUCGAAAAUUACACGUGAACGACGUGCAGUAGCAUUAGGACAGCGUGGAGCGUAUCGAGGGUCGACUGUUUGGUUAACUGGACUUUCUGGUGCUGGAAAAUCGACGAUAGCUUUUGCAUUAGAAGAAUAUAUAGUAAGCAAAGGUCUACCAGCUUAUUGUCUCGAUGGUGAUAAUAUUCGAUGUGGUCUUAAUAAAAAUCUUGGAUUUUCUGAUGCAGAUCGUGUUGAAAAUAUUCGACGAAUUGCCGAAGUUGCAAAAUUAUUCGCUGAUGCUGGUUUGAUGUGUAUUGUUGCUUUUAUUAGUCCAUUUGAAGAAGAUCGAGAAUGUGCGAGACGUCUACAUGAAAAUUCACAAAUUCCAUUUAUUGAAGUUUUUGUAAGCACACCUUUGUCUGUAUGUGAAGCGCGAGAUGUGAAAGGGUUAUAUAAAAAAGCACGAACUGGAUUAAUUGAAGGUUUUACGGGUAUUGGUGCACCGUAUGAAUCACCAUCGAAUCCUGAUUUGAUAAUCGAUACAAGUGUGAUGCCAGUCGAUCGUUCUGUUGAAACGAUUAUAGGAAAAUUGGCUGAACUUAAUAUUUUAUCAUCUACAUUAAUUCUUCCAGUACAUGAACUUUUUAUGACUGAACAUAUUCGUGAAAAAGCCUUACAAGAAUUUCCAAAUUUAAAUAAAUUGGAGAUUACUGAAUUAGAUUUACAAUGGAUUCAAGUAUUAAGUGAAGGUUGGGCAACUCCUCUCGGUGGAUUUAUGCGUGAAACAGAAUAUUUACAAUGUUUACAUUUUGGUUGUUUAAUGAAAGGUCAUAUUGAAAACCAAACAAUUCCCAUUAUUUUACCAUGUGCAACUGAAGAUAAAGAACGUUUAAAAACAUCAUCUACAAUCGCUCUUUGCUAUAAUGAAAAACUUGUUGCUCUUUUAAAAAAACCCGAAUUUUAUGAACAUAGAAAAGAAGAACGAUGCGCAAGGAUUUUCGGUACUACAAAUCCUGAACAUCCACAUAUUAAAAUGAUUCUUGAAAGUGGUGAUUGGUUAAUUGGUGGAGAUCUUGAAGUAUUAGAAAGAAUUCGAUGGAAUGACGGACUCGAUCAAUUUCGUUUAACACCUAAUGAAUUACGACAACGUUUUCGUGGCAUAAAAGCCGAUGCAGUAUUUGCUUUUCAACUUCGAAAUCCAAUUCAUAAUGGACAUUCACUUCUUAUGCAAACAACACGUCAACUAUUGAUCGAUGGUGGUUUUCAAAAUCCUGUUCUUCUUCUUCAUCCAUUAGGUGGUUGGACAAAAGAAGAUGAUGUUCCAUUGCCUGUACGUAUGGCACAACAUCAAGCUUUUUUAAAUGAAGAUGAAGAUGACAGACUUGAUCGUUCUCGAACUGUUCUUGCUAUAUUUCCAUCCCCGAUGAGUUAUGCAGGUCCUACUGAAGUACAAUGGCAUGCGAAAUCUCGUAUGUGUACUGGUGCCCGUUUUUAUAUUGUUGGCCGUGAUCCAGCUGGCUUACCGCAUCCAUCGGAUAAAUCCAAAGAUCUUUAUGAUUCAACACAUGGUUCAAAAGUUUUGACAAUGGCGCCAGGUCUUAAUGAAUUACAGAUCUUACCAUUUAAAGUUGCUGCUUAUAAUCGUGUUUUAAAAAAUAUGACUUUUUAUGAUCCAAAUAAGCAUAAUGAAUAUGAUUUUAUAUCUGGUACACGAAUGAGAAAGAUUGCUCGUAAUGGUGAACAACCACCUGAAGGAUUCAUGGUACCAGCAGGAUGGAAAGUAUUAUCUACUUAUUAUCAAUCAUUAGGAGCAACAUCUUAA